Molecule: messenger RNA, 4686 nt
Organism: Carassius gibelio (silver crucian carp)
Lineage: Eukaryota; Metazoa; Chordata; Actinopteri; Cypriniformes; Cyprinidae
Product: chromobox protein homolog 6
Exons: 5
Coding region: 81-1544 (487 amino acids)
Source: RefSeq, a predicted model, not a curated record
GUUUGUUGCUGUCGCCUGUCACAGAUUUGUAAAGUGUAGCGCCGCGAGACAGAACAGUCUGGAGCGCACGCACCGAGAAGAUGGAGCUGUCGGCGGAAGGAGAGCGGGUUUUCGCCGCGGAAUACAUCCUGAAAAGCCGUGUUAGGAAAGGUCGAAUCGAGUACCUGGUUAAAUGGAAAGGUUGGGCACUAAAACACAGCACAUGGGAACCAGAGGAGAACAUCUUGGAUGAUCGACUCAUCACAGCCUUUGAGCAAAAGGAGAGGGAGCAGGAACUUUAUGGCCCAAAGAAACGUGGACCUAAACCAAAAAACUUUGUACUAAAGGCACGGGCACAGGCUGGUGAUAGACCUCGGAGCUCAAAUACCCAACGCACUCCACCUCGCACCACAGCGAAGCCUCCCGCCUCUUCCACUUCUGCAAGUGCAGCUCCUCCUCAGCCUUCAUUAUCUUCUUCCUACAACACUGCUCCAACCCCCAGAGUGCACUCUCUCGCCGCUGCUCAUAAACUGAAGAAAGACAUCCAUCGUUGUCAUAGGAUGUCUCGGCGACCUUUGCCACGACCUGACCCCCUAGGCAACCCCAGGGGGUCCACAUCCUCAUCCCGUCCUCCCAUCUCUCCAUUCUCUGAAACUGUCCGCAUCCUCAACCGCAGGGUCAAACCGCGGGAGGUUAAGCGAGGACGCAUAAUCUUGAACCUGAAGGUCAUUGACAAAUCCGAAAACAGUGGCGUAGCAAGUAGAAGGACACCGCAGUCGUUCACGGGGCGGGCAAAAAUCCCAUCCCGCAAUCGCAUCAUUGGGAAAAAGCAUGGGGACAUGCCUUACAGGCCUUUCCAGCAUCCUAUGAAGAUGUUAGGCUUCCCGAUGUAUGGCCAACCAUUUGGGCUUAACCCCUGUGGGUCAAUGUCCUUCAUGGCCAAUGAAGGAUCCAACACCGGAGUCAAUCAGAGAGGUGGAGGCUGCUGUGAUAGCCAUUCCUCUGCAAAUGCACAGAAGUUUCAAUAUCAGCCUCCACCUUCUCCAUCCAGCUCCAGUGGGUCUAACAACAGCCCCCCUUCACCUCAGAAACAAGCGACUCAACCUGAAGCCCCAACUAAAUUGGACUCUGCAGCCUCAACAUGUUCCCAAGAUGCCUCCCAACCUCACCCAAAGUCCAGCUCUGCACCAUUCCUCCCUUCCUCACCCUCCUAUUCGACCUCCCCGUCAUCCUCUAUUGAAGACGAAGACCAGGGCUCUCCAAAUCGCGCCAUUUCUCGAGGUGGAAAACGGAAACUCCGACAUCGAACCCAGGUGGGUCGAGCUUCGGUCUGUCAGGUUAGUGACUGCACUACUACCCCACUUCCUGAGGAAAACAGGGUGCCAAAAGAGGGGGAUCCCGAUUGGCACCCUGAAAUGGCACCCAGCUGUGCCAAUGUAGUCGUGACUGACGUCACUACAAACCUUCUCACAGUCACCAUCAAGGAAUUCUGCCAGUCAGGAGCUGAACCCUCCUCCCCUUGCCAAGCUGAUAAACCACCCUGUCCCACCACAGCUGCCUCUUGAAAGUUCCCCCUAAAUGUCUACAAUAAAAAAUAUCUGCCCACUAAACCCCAUAAUAACUUGCCAAAAUGAUAUUCACGCACCCUAAAAUAGUUGCCGGUGAUGAAAUUAAAAUGUAUUUUUUGGGUGAAAUUAAGAUAUAUUGAAAUAAUAUUUAAAGGCAAAGGUGCUUUCCUUGACCUGUUCUUUUUAAACAACAUGUUAUUAUGGUUUUGUAGUACUUCAUGCUUUUUUCCCCCUCUUUUUUCCCCAGUGAUCCUGUCUUUCCACAGCCUUUUCCCCCCUCCCCCCAAGUAAUUGCACCUUGUCUUAUCACCUCCAGUCCUGUAGAGACCACCAUUUCCAUAUCUCCAGACCUAAAGCUCAGAAUCCACCCUAGAAAUGUUGAUCUCAACAGCUUUCUUGGACUCGAGAUGUUGCACCAAGACAUUUGUAAUCUUUUGAUGUCCGUUUUCAUUGGGAUACCGAACACAUGAUGCUUUGGAAGUUUAGCCAGUGUGGGUGAAGAUCCGCUCACGCACUUGAUAGAUAACACUUGAUGUGGCAAUAUGCCCAUUUAGGCAUCCAACCCAUGUAUUGAUCUCACCAACCUUCUUCCGUGCUAACGAAGAACUUUGCUGAUGAAGAACCCAAGUCAUUGUGAAGCUCGCUGUAUCACACGGGCGUAGACGUGACUCUAUUUAUAUGCACCAAGCUGCAAAAUUCUGAGGACAGUUAAGUUAUUUCCUUCUGCUUGAACUCCGCUCUGAUCCAGUUGUCUGCUGAGACUCUAAACCGACUCAAGUAUGAAUGCUGAGCACUGCAUCUGUAGUAUGGUACUGUACGUUAAACCUUCCACAUACUCAAUUCCCCACUUAGAGAAGUACCUUCUAAUACUUGCCUUCUGACUACAAUAGUUUGUGUUUCAUGUUAUAGUUACUGUAUUUUUGGGGCCGUUUACCAGAGGUAGUUUCUCUCAGAACUUGAUUGGAGGAGUUCAAAUACCAUUUAGAGACUUUUACACUAAGUGGGUUUAAAAAAUACCAAAUAUAACAGAUUGCCUUGGUUGAUGAAACCCUCUUUCGCACUCUAAAAUGACACAGUCCGGGACCAUGUGUGUUCUGUUGGUGACUGCAUGUUGUUGGCCCUUGAGCUCGUCCCGUGUUGUCUGCAGGUCCACCUGGGCGCUGGCAUUGACAAUACAGACCUGGGAUAAAGCUAGCUUGGUUAGUUAGUAUAUGCUAGGGAUGUGUCAGUACUUAUAUUUUGGAACUGGUCCAAAAGGGUACUCAUAAAGUUGCUCUAUCUAUCUAUCUAUCUAUCUAUCUAUCUAUCUAUCUAUCUAUCUAUCUAUCUAUCUAUCUAUCUAUCUAUCUAUCUAUCUAUCUAUCUAUCUAUCUUGCUAUUCAAAUUAUUAAAACAAAAGUGGUUUCUGUGCACCCCUAGUAGAUACACCACUUGCUGUCAGUUGUAGUUAAACAUUAGUUCAUCCAAAAAUGUACAUUCUGUUUUAGAAUUUUCAUUCAUUUACUCACCAUCAUGUUGUUCCAAACCUGCACUAUUUGCGUCAUGUUUGUCAGAAUGUUCCGUACUAUGAAAGUGGAUGGGGACCAGAGGCUGUAAAUUUCUGAAAAAGACAAAUGACUUGUGCGCUGUAUUCCAAGAUGUAUAAAGCCAUUCUAUUGCUACCUGUGUGGAAUGGGCAGAAAAAAAGCAAUGCACCAUUCACUUUCAUUGUAGGGAAAAAGGCACCUUGGACAUUCUGACGAAUAACUCCUUUUAUGUUUUACUUAGGAAAUGUUUCAGAAUGCAUGAAGGCAAGUACAUGACAACGGUUUUGCAUGAAUGCCAUUUAAUAUUUAAAAUUUUACUGAAAGCUAAAUGUUUUAGUUGCUGCAUGGUGUAAUUUUAUUAUUUUAGAAUUUAUUAAAAAUAAGUUGUGGGAUGCUUUUCGCUUAGGCUUUUUUGGGCAGUCCAGCAAGCAAUAUUAUAACCUGCUACAUCAGGCCUGAAGAAACAGGCUAACGCACCGUUUAUGGCAGCUAACCUGGUUGUACGGAAGGAUGAUAAAAUGUCAGACUCCACCAGAGGACAAACCUCAUUAUAAGAUUUAAUUAUAGAACACAAUUAAGUUCCACUUGUAGUCAUACAGUUGUCCUCUAAUGGAGCGUUAUUACUCUAUCACUGUGCCUUUAGGGAGAAAUUAAAACCUUACUUUUUUAUGACUUUUUUUUUUAAGUGUUUCCCCAAUUUAUUUACUUUUCUUUUAAUAACUUUUUAGUUUACCGGCAUCCAAACAUUAAUGUGAACCUAUCUACUCUCACUUAUUUUCCUUUUCAAAGUUCUUUAAAAGCCUUCUUUUUUUUGUUGAUAUUCAUACAUUUAUCCCAGGUCUGAAAUAAUUAAUGUUCUGAACAUAUCCCUGGUGCCACCCCAUGUAGGGCGCCACGUGUGGUGCAUCUGUACAAUAAUAUCUAAUACUGAAGCAUGUGUUGCCUUUAGCUGCUCCGUUCGAUUCCAUGAUGUUGUUACCUUUGCCUACAGUACAAAAUGUUCCAUAUACAAACAGUCAAGUCCUUGUUUACCUUUAUAUCCUUAAUGUUAGAAAAAAAAUAGAUGUCACUAUGGUGUGAAGCAAUGCAAGAUGGUUUCUACUAAAGAGGUAGUUUACCACUAUGAUAAUAUGUGGCCUACAUUUCAUGCAAUAGGGCUUGUAUUUUAUAGGAUGUAGCCUCCAGGGACCGUUACUGCACAGACAAGAAGAGAUUAUGUUUAUAAGGUAAGGAUGAAGGUAUACUGGAGGUUACUUCCUCAAAUUUCAGUGUCUGAAGUGUGUCUGAAGUUUUUUUUUUGUUCAUUUCAAGAUGAUUUAUUAAUUUUACCAUGCCGUAGAUAUGAAUGAUACGUGCUGCCUUUAUUUUGGGAGAAUGUAGAACCCCCCCAAAAAAAACAGAACUAAGUGUGAUUUAUAGGAGUCAUUUAUUUGGUAACAUGUAAGAUUAAUGCCAUUGAUGAAGCUGAUUAUGAUAAUGAACUUGUUGCUAUGACAUUGUAAUGUAGUGGGUGCAUGAUUUGAAAACCCUAUUUGUACGUCAUUUAAAUGUCAUGUGUUUGUUGCUUUGUGUGUUUCUUGAAAGAGGCUUUUAAUAAAAUCACUUUAAAGACA